Molecule: messenger RNA, 1819 nt
Organism: Annulohypoxylon maeteangense
Lineage: Eukaryota; Fungi; Ascomycota; Sordariomycetes; Xylariales; Hypoxylaceae
Product: GroES-like protein
Exons: 3
Coding region: 339-1640 (433 amino acids)
Biological process (GO): D-sorbitol catabolic process
Molecular function (GO): zinc ion binding; L-iditol 2-dehydrogenase (NAD+) activity
Source: RefSeq, a predicted model, not a curated record
GUGGGGGUCCUCGCGAAUUCUAGGUAUCACAUUCUCUUACACUCGCAUCUCUAUCACGGAUCCUUACCUCCUAUAUUUGGAUAAUUCUUUUGUCACGAGAAUCAAGGCAAGUCAGCUUGGCUUGAUCUGUCCCCUUCAUAAUCUCAUAUCAUCCCGCGAGCUACCAAGCCACCUACCCUUUGCAGCUCAAGCUCCCUUGCCGGUUACCCCCAAAAUCUGUUGCCAUCCUCCACGCUCCAAUAUAACUCCAUAGUCUAAAGCGUCUAAGACACUCAUUAGCUUCGAUUUUCAGUCAAUAUCCCACUUCAUCCCGCGCCACUAGACGUCAUUGCUUGACAAUGGCGCCCUCCGCAAUGGCUGAUAUCGCACCAAUGCAGCUACCCGUUUACUCAAAACACUCGAACAAGGUCAAUGCCUCCGUCUUGCAUGGGCCUCGAGAUCUUCGAUUGGAAGUUCGAAAUAUCGAGGAGCCGGGCCCUGGUGAGCUUCAAAUCGCUAUCAAAUCUACGGGUAUCUGUGGCUCCGAUGUCUCCUAUUAUAAGAAAUUCGCCAAUGGGGAUCUUUGCGCCUGUGCUCCGCUGUCCCUAGGUCACGAAUCAUCUGGAACGGUUGUGGCUAUCGGAUCCCAAGUUAAUGGGUUCAGGGUUGGUGACCGUGUCGCUUUGGAGGUUGGUGUCCCGUGCGGUCAAUGUGGUAUCUGCAGAAAAGGCAGGUAUAACCUUUGUAAAAGGAUGCGAUUCAGGAGCAGUGCCAAGAGUAUCCCCCACUACCAGGGAACACUUCAGGAGCGAAUAAAUCAUCCGGCCAACUGGUGCCAUAAGCUUCCGGAGCAUGUCUCCUUCGAAGCUGCUGCCCUCCUUGAGCCACUCUCUGUUGCAAUCCAUGCUGUAAACCGCGCCAGUCCCACGCCGGGAUCUACAGCUCUGGUCAUCGGCGCCGGGACUGUAGGUCUUCUAACUGCUGCAAUGGCGCGACAAUCUGGUUGCACGUCUGUCACCAUUACUGAUGUGGACGCCGGGCGUGUUAAUUAUGCCAUCAAAAAAGGUUUCGCCACUCAUGGUUUUGUCGUCCCUCGCCCAUCACGCAGCAACUCGUCCGUCUACACAGAUUCUGGAAGUUCAACCCCAUUGGAGUCCGGUGCCACGACGCCUGCAAGCCUAUUUCCUAGCACCAUUCACGAUCAACUUGAAAGUGCCAAAAGUUUAGCGUUGGAAAUACUCUCCUUGACGAAGCUACCGGCUAACUUGCAGGACGAUGACGAAGAUGAGGGCGUUGACGUAACAUUCGAGUGUACUGGCAAAGAGGCGUGCAUGCAUACGAGCUUGUAUGCUACUCGGCCUGGUGGCAAGGUCAUCAUGGUCGGUAUGGGUACACCAAUACAGACUCUCCCAAUGUCUGCUGCGCACCUAAGAGAAGUAGACAUCUUAGGAAUUUUCCGGUAUGCAAAUACUUACGGAACAGGCGUAAGAUUACUCUCUGCUCAGCGGUAUUGCGGGGCGGGUUUCACUCUCCCAAGCCUCGACGAUAUGGUAACCCAUAAGUUCAAAGGCCUCGGUGCUGCAAAAAAGGCGUUCGAGCUUGCCAGCAAGACCGUGGAUGACGACGGUAAUCUCGUACUAAAAGUCGUCAUCGAGGCUUAAUUCGCAUAUUCAGCGAUUGGCGAUACACGCGCCAGUGUCGGGAUCUUGGAUAUCCUUUCUCAUGAUCACCUCAUUUAUAACUUCCUAACAACGGUAUAGAAUAUUAACGAAGAAAAGAAAAGAAAAAGCAUGAAAGACUUGGGGGUGGCAUUGCACUGAUGAUUCGGGGAAGCAUGGCU